AUGAGGCUGAUUAUAAUGGACAAUGCAGACAAAGUUUCGGAAUGGGCUGCCAAAUAUGUGGCAAAGAGGAUAAGACACUUCAACCCAGGGCCCGAUAGAUAUUUUGUUUUGGGGUUACCCACAGGUGGAACGCCAUUAGGAAUGUACGAGUAUUUGAUCCAAUAUUACAGGGCUGGAGAUAUUUCAUUCAAGUACGUCAAGACGUUUAACAUGGAUGAAUACGUGGGAAUACCAAGAGAUCAUGUGGAGAGCUAUCAUUAUUAUAUGAUGACGAAUUUUUUCACGCACGUCGACAUAGAUCCGAAUAACGCACACAUCCUGGACGGCAACGCUGUAGACUUGCAUGCGGAGUGCAUGAAUUACGAACGGCUGAUAGAAGAGGCUGGUGGGGUUCAUCUAUUUAUUGGAGGCAUUGGUCCGGACGGUCAUAUAGCGUUCAACGAGCCCGGCUCGUCAUUGGCAUCUAAGACCCGAGUGAAGACUUUGGCUCGAGAGACAUUGGAGGCAAAUGCCAGGUUCUUCGACAACGACAUUGAGAAAGUCCCUAAACAGGCACUGACGGUUGGCGUAGGAACAGUUAUGAGUGCCGAAACGGUUAUGAUACUGAUCACGGGAUCACACAAGGCGUUCGCUCUGCAUAAAGCCAUUGAAGAAGGCGUCAAUCAUAUGUGGACCGUUUCGGCGUUCCAACAACAUCCAAAAACAAUCAUACUAUGUGACGAAGACGCUACAUUGGAAUUGAAAGUCAAGACUGUGAAAUAUUUUAAGGCUUUAGGUGCAGUUCAUGAAAAGCUCAUUGAAGACAACUCAGAUUCAUGA
Macrosiphum euphorbiae (potato aphid) is the source of this 819-nucleotide messenger RNA. The record is from the annotation of a GenBank genome assembly. NCBI's taxonomy places the organism in Eukaryota, Metazoa, Arthropoda, Insecta, Hemiptera, Aphididae.